AUGUUUUUCAAGUAAAAUUUGAAGUUAAUAAAGCUUUGGACGGUUUUUUGGAUUUGGUUAGUAACCUAAAUUUGAUAAUUUAUUGAAGAAAGAUAAUCUAACAAUUGAGUGUAUUUUUAAUGAAGAUGAUAUUCUUCAAGAAUUGAAAGGUACAAGUUCUUCAAAAUUUGCUGAUUUGUAUAAGAUCUAUAUGAUUUUAGCUUAAUUAAACACCCCUAAGAAUAUUUAAAGAUGAUCAAUUAUAUAGUUGAAGAGAUUCCUGAUUAAUGUACAGAAAAAAAUAGAUGUGUGAAGUAUCCAUUUUAUGGAAGUGAGAUAUUGGGAUCUGAAAAUGAUAAAUUAAUAAACUUUUUAUUUGAGAAACCAACUGAGGAAUCAUAAGAAGAUGUAAGAAAUCCAAUUGAUGAUAAUGAAGAGACUGAAUAAAUAGAAUCAUUAGAAUAAAAUAAUAAUAUACAAGAGAAUGAGAUAAUUAGAGCAGGUUUAUUGGAUAAUUUAUUAAAAUUGCUUGAGAGUGAUUCUAUAAUAAUAACUACAGCAGGAUAUUUUGCUAAAGUUAUUAAUUCAAUAAUCAAUAAGAAAGGAUAUUAUGUAAAUAAUUAUAAUAAAUAAUAAGUUUUGGGAACAUUUGAAGCAUUAUCCAGAUAUCAUUUCAAAUUUAUUUAAACAUUCUUAUUUAAAACAUAUUGUAGAUAUUUUUGAGAAGUUAAUAAUAAUGGAAGAAAAUUAUGAUUAAUCAACUGAAUAUAUGAAUGAAAGAUUAGCUUUACUUUAAAGACUGGUUGUUUUUUUAAAAGGAAAAUAACAUUCUUCUGUUAUUGUUGGAAAUAUAUGUGAAUUAUUUGUAGAAUUGUAUAGAAAAUCUAUUUAUUCAUUCGAUAAUUAGUAAUAGGAAUAUAAAAAUAUGUUAGUUUAAUUUACAAUUACAACAACACCUCUAUUUUUUAUGAAUUUAGCAUAAGCUACAUAAUAGAGUGUAGUUUAUCAAAUUCUUAAUGUUUAAUUUGAAUUUCUUAAUAAAUUUUAACUUUCAGAUUAAUCAAAUGAAGUUAAUAUCAAUUUAAUCUAACUUUACAAACCAGUAAUUUAAUUAUUAGAAAAAGCAAUAAUCUAAGUUGAUAUUUUUAAGAUUCCAUUUAUUUCUGCAGAUGGAAUUGAAGUAAGACCAUUAGGAGAUGCUAAAUUAUUUAUAAUCUAAUUAAUUGUUUAAUUAAUCUAAAAAUCAGAAUUCUAUCGUCAUUUUACUGCUGAAUUAUUUUGUUAAAUUAUUAAUCUUGUGAAAUUACAUCCUAAUAAUAAUUAAUUACAUUUAUUAUUUGAAAAGUUAAUUGUUGAGCUUUUUGAAAAAAAUGAUGAAUUCUUACACAGAUUGAUACUUGAUGAAGCUUAACUUUUAUAGUUUAUUAUAUAGAAUAAUGAUGAAAAAGCUAGAUAAAAUAAAUAUGGAUUCAAAGGAAUUUUAACAAGAUUAUCUAAUUAUUUAAAUAGCAAUAAAAAUAAAUCAAAUUUAUUUCAAGUCAGUUAAUAUUUAUGUAUUAAAUUGUUUUAUACUAUUAGUAACAUAGAUGUAAAUAGAUUGGGAUGAAUAUAUGAAAGGAUUGGAAAGAGUAAAUAAAAUAGAGUAAGAAUGGAUUUUGGGUAUUAAUCCUAGACAAAAAGAAUAAAAAAUUAUAGAAGAAAUUAUUAGCCCAAAUAUUUAAGAAGAAAAUUAAGAAUAAAAUCAUAUAAUCUAAGGAAUUAGAAAAUGUAUUAGUUCUGAUAAUAAUGAUGUUAUAUAACCAAAAGAUGUUGAUAAUGAAGAUUUUGAAAUUGAUGAAGAAAUUUAAUUAGAUUUUCAAGAAAAGUAAAAUUAAGAUGAAUAAAUUCAAGAAAAAGAAUAACAUAUAAAUGAAGAAUAAGAACAUUAAAAAGAUCUUGAAGAAGUUAUUGAAAGUUAAAAUAUUGAAAUUAAUUAAACGGAUUAAGAUAAGAAUUAGAUAAUCGUUGAAAAUAAAUAAGAAGAAUAAGAAUCAAAUUUAAAUUAAUAAGAAAAUCAAAAAGAUUCAAAUAUCCUCAUUGAUAAAUCUAAAGAUCAAGUUCAAGAUUAACAAUAAUUAAAUGAUAAUCUAGAUAUAUCAGAAGAUCCAUAAAAAUUAUAAGAAUAAGAACCAGAGGAAACUUAGGAAAUUAUUAAAGAAUAGGUUUAAAUAAAAGAGGAUAAUGAAGUAGAAAAAGAAGAAAUUUAAGAGGAAAUUGUUUAAUCAUAAGAUGCUUUAGAGGAUUAAUCUAUUAAGAAUGAAGAAGAAUAAUAAAAAUAAAAUAUAGAAUAGGAAAACUAAAAUAAAGAGGAACCUAAACAAAUAGAAUGA
This is a messenger RNA of Paramecium pentaurelia, 2348 nucleotides long. Lineage: Eukaryota; Ciliophora; Oligohymenophorea; Peniculida; Parameciidae. The record is from the annotation of a GenBank genome assembly.